AUGGGCCCUCCAGAUCGUGUGGUUCCUUUGUGGACAAUCAUCGAGGGCGACGUCCUAGGAGGCCCUCCCAAGGCCGGCACUUCGGAGUCCUCCAUAAAGGUGUUGCUCACCUAUGGGACCUACUGGGUGCGAUGGCGCCCCAUGGCCUCCUGGGGAUGGCGGCCUGGGGCCUCCCAUGGGCGGGGCGCCGCAGGUGCCAGGGAGCAGCUGGGGCCCUGCCUGGGCAGCUUGCUCACGGGACCUACCAAGGUGUGGCAGUGCCUCUGGAGCCCUCCCAGGGCGGUGGCGCGUAGUGGCCCUCCAGGAGCGGCAGAGUCUGUGGCCUACCAGGGCGGCCCUCCUGGGAGCUCUGGCUUAGUGGAGUGGGUCGUGGCGGACCUGGGCCCUCCUAUUGGGCGCGCUUGUGAGUGCCCGGGAGCAGCUGGGGCCCUGCCUGGCCUCUGGGACUACCAGGUGUGGCGCCUAAACCCUCCCAAGGGCGGUGGCGCCCUUAGUGGCCCUCCCAGGAACGGCAGAGUCCCCAAGGGCCCUACCAGAGGCGACCCUCCUGGGAGCUCUAUAGCUUGGAGACCUGCUAGGUGCUGGUGCGCCACCAAUGGACCUCACAGGUGUGGGGGCACCCUCAGGGGCCCUCCCAGGGCAGUUGGCACCCCCAAGGACUUUCCCAGUUCCGGCGGCAUCCCUAGGUGCCUUCUAAGGGGCGUCAGCGCCCUCAAGGGCCCUCCCAGGAGUGGUGGUGCCUCCAGGAAAAUUCCCUGGGGUGGUGUCGAACAAAUACGCCCUCCCAAGGGCAUUUGUGCCCACAGAGGCCCUCUGCGGGGUAUCUGCUACCACAGCGGCCCUUUUAGGGAUGAUGGCAUCCCAGGGGUUCUUACAAGUGAAAUGGCGCCUCCAUGGGCCCUCCCAGAUACGUGGUUCCCUUUAUGGACAAUCAUCGGGGCGGCGACGUCCCUAGGAGGCCCUCCCAAGGCCGGCGGCGCCCCCAGAGGUCCUCCAUAA
This is a messenger RNA of Homarus americanus (American lobster), 999 nucleotides long. RefSeq names its product basic salivary proline-rich protein 3-like. NCBI's taxonomy places the organism in Eukaryota, Metazoa, Arthropoda, Malacostraca, Decapoda, Nephropidae. The transcript is spliced from 3 exons. The record is from RefSeq and is a predicted model, not a curated record. The coding region runs from base 1 to 999 and encodes 332 amino acids.